AUGCCAAUCAACGAUGCGAAAUAUAUUAAAGAAGUCUGGGCCGAGAACUUAGAAGAAGAAAUGACCUACCUUCGUGAUUUAGUGGAAGAAUAUCCAUAUAUAGCUAUGGAUACAGAAUUUCCUGGUGUCGUGGCAAGACCCAUUGGUACUUUUAAAACUUCAUCAGAUUAUCACUACCAGACAUUAAGAUGUAACGUCGACCUGCUGAAGAUAAUUCAACUGGGAGUUACUUUUGCAGACCAGUAUGGGAAUCUACCAAGCAAUGUGUGUACAUGGCAGUUUAACUUCAAAUUUAGUCUAGCUGAUGAUAUGUAUGCACAAGAUUCCAUUGAAUUACUGACGAAAUCUGGCAUCGACUUUAAAAAACAUGAAGAAUAUGGAAUUGAUGUCGAACAUUUCGGUGAAUUGUUGAUCAGCUCAGGAUUUGUAUUAUUAGACGAUGUAAAAUGGAUAUCAUUUCAUAGUGGGUACGACUUUGGUUAUUUGUUGAAAGUAUUGACAUGCUCAGUUAUGCCAGCGGAUGAGACAGAGUUUUUCGAGCUACUUCGAACCUACUUUCCAUGUAUAUAUGAUAUAAAAUAUCUGAUGAAAAGUUGUAAAAAUCUAAAAGGUGGUUUACAAGACAUUGCAGAUGAUUUACAGGUGGCAAGGAUUGGUCCACAACAUCAAGCAGGAAGUGAUAGUUUAUUAACGUGUACAACAUUCUUUAAAAUGCGACAAAUGUUUUUUGAAGAUAAUAUUGAUGAUCAGAAAUAUCUUGGCUAUUUGUAUGGUCUAAAAUGUAGCCCGAAUAAUGCAGCAACGGCUAUAAUUAAUCUCAACACAGCAAAUAUUCAAGCACUUACAACAGCGACAAAUAAUCUUUCAUUAGCAUCGUCAUCCAUAUCUGAAGACAAUAAAGUGAACGGGAAAUAA
Messenger RNA from Mycotypha africana, 915 nucleotides. RefSeq names its product ribonuclease H-like domain-containing protein. NCBI's taxonomy places the organism in Eukaryota, Fungi, Mucoromycota, Mucoromycetes, Mucorales, Mycotyphaceae. Gene Ontology annotation, molecular function: nucleic acid binding; poly(A)-specific ribonuclease activity. The record is from RefSeq and is a predicted model, not a curated record. The coding region runs from base 1 to 915 and encodes 304 amino acids. The transcript is spliced from 6 exons. Gene Ontology annotation, cellular component: CCR4-NOT complex; P-body; CCR4-NOT core complex.